This is a messenger RNA of Trypanosoma rangeli, 1614 nucleotides long. RefSeq lists its product as uncharacterized. NCBI's taxonomy places the organism in Eukaryota, Euglenozoa, Kinetoplastea, Trypanosomatida, Trypanosomatidae. The coding region runs from base 1 to 1614 and encodes 537 amino acids. Gene Ontology annotation, molecular function: protein-lysine N-methyltransferase activity; protein binding. The record is from RefSeq and is a predicted model, not a curated record. The transcript has a single exon. Gene Ontology annotation, biological process: peptidyl-lysine monomethylation.
AUGCGCUGCUCCCGGCCUACGCUUUCAAUUGCCGCGUGGUCAGGCGGGCUGACGAUGUGCAGCGACGCUGUGGCGCAGGUGGUGCAGAGAAAGGAGGGUAAAAGUGGGGCUUUGACGCCGGUGCGGUGCCUCGUGGCGACGCGUGCCAUUUGCCGAGGGGAAAGGAUCUGCGUUGUGCCGGAGUCACACAUUCUGCACGGCGCAAGUGCCACCCAGUUGUUGCAACGGGCAGCAGCGGAGCAGUGCCUUCCCAGUUACGCCACAGCGCUGCGGUGCCUGGCGACGGUUGUGGGGGAUCCAUCCAUUCUAUCGACACGCGAUGCCUUGCUGGUCCUCCUUGCCGUGUAUGUGCUGCGAUGGGGUCGUCUGAAGCACCCUCUUACGGCGUGGUCCGCAUGCCUCCCACCGCGGGUGCCGCCGAUGGGUGUACUACUGCAGCAAAUUCAGCAUCAUCGCGCAGGGUCGGCGUCCUUUGAGCCGCUGCAGCGACGCCUCCGCAUCGGAUACCAGACUGUAGCUUUGCGACAUGGUGACGAAGACGCAGCAGAACUCUCCACGGAGUUGAUGCUGCAGGCAGCUGAACACUACGGCAUCGAGCACGUCGGAAAGCCGCAGACUGAAGUGUUAGCAUCGCAGGCGUUAAUGACAUCAUUUUACCGCGGCACUCGUCACCCGCUGACUCAGCGGCAGCAUGACGCUUACGCCGCGCGGCAGCGUCACGUCGUACCUGCGGAAACACAGCAACUGCUGCAGCUGGAGGAGUCGCUCCACAGCAACGUGCUUAAGCCGCUCCUCGCAUGUCUGUCGUCUCAGGGCAGUGAGUGCCGCACCGGUGAGUUUGGCAGUGGCGCUCUUCUUGAGGACCAUGAUGCCGAGGCAACAAUGGCCAAGAUGGAACAGUUGCGGUUGUCACAUUUCAUGGUGCGCUCCCGCGCGGUAAAUUUGCAUCCGCAGCGCUAUGACCAGCCUCAAAUUGCACUGGUGCCGUUUCUUGACAUGCUCAACCACUCAGUGAGGGAUGCCAAUGUGACGUACCAGCACAGUCCCGGUGUGGGCGUCGUUGCCGUCGCAUCACGGCCAAUUAGGGCCUCAGAAGAGUUGACUCUCAAUUAUGGCGAUUACAGACAACGGGGCUGCCUCUUUUCUCGCUCUCAACAGCGCAGCGUGGACAGGGAAGAGACGCGGGCGACCAUGCGCCGCAUCGAAUCACGUCAACUACGGGAGUGGGAUGAUGCCUCGGGUGAUGAUGCCGACGAGGACCUUGUGGUGGAUGCCCCAUUUGGCCAUGCCAUGCAACAACAAAAGCAGCAGCAGCAGUGCUGCUAUCACACGUCCUGUGAGGAGAGUAGCGAGGAGGCACGGACGGAGGCGACGUGGUUAUGGCGAUUUGGCUUCCCGCGUGGCGAUGACGAGAAGGCGUACGUCGCGUCACGGCUGUGGAGCAAGAGUCUGCGGCGACGCAUCGCCCAGCUGACAGACGUGCGCCGGAAAGGGCGGCCUGGUGAGUUUGUCAUUGGGGUGCCGGAGGGGCUGCAGCGCCUGCGUGAGCAACGUGAAAAGCUGGAGCGUGAGCGCUUUGGUGGUUCCACGGUGUUUCCCCCGCAGAACGCGUAA